Messenger RNA from Entelurus aequoreus (snake pipefish), 9326 nucleotides. It is a transcript of the gene golga1, whose product is annotated as golgin A1. Lineage: Eukaryota; Metazoa; Chordata; Actinopteri; Syngnathiformes; Syngnathidae. The record is from RefSeq and is a predicted model, not a curated record. Bases 434 to 2941 code for a protein of 835 amino acids. The transcript is spliced from 24 exons. Gene Ontology annotation, cellular component: Golgi apparatus.
UCUUCGGUAUCGGAAAUAAGGACCCUUUAUUUACAUCUGUAUUGGGCGUGGCCUAAAUGUACAAAUCCACGCCCCUACCGUCUCCUGACCAAUCAAACGAAUAAGGGGGUGGAGCCGUGACGUUGCCAGUCAUGUGUGUUGGCUGAUGACGUGUAUAAUGUCGCCGACUAGCUAGCCUGACAAGGUAAACUGCAUCAGCGACUUUCUUCCCGGCCGUCAAACGGAACAAUCCCUGGAUUUGUUAUUGAAGCGGACGAAAGCACAAGAAAACGUCACAAGUUAUUCCGCCCCCCCGCCCCUGGAAGUUAAAAUGGUUUUGCACAAUGGCAAUAUCCAUCUGUUCUCGGUUUGAGGGCUGCGCAAGACCACUUUUUUGUCGGACCUAAGAGCGACAAAUUCCACUUCCUGUCUGGAAGGCCGUAUUAAGAGCAAAAUGUUUGCCAAGCUGAAGAAGAAGAUCGCCGAAGAAGCAGCCACAGUACCGCGGACGGGCGUUCGAAUCCCUCGCACCUUCAGCAAGGAAUCCAUCGCCUCCGUGGAGGCCGACUCGGGGGAUGACUUUGCAUCGGAUGGGAGUAGUUCCAGGGAUGACCUACCAGCCCAGCUUUUAAGGAGGAACACUCAGAUUCGUAAGCUGGAGGCCAAGCUAUCAGACUACGCUGAGCAGCUACGAAUAAUGCAGAAGACCAAGGAGAAGCUUGAAAUUGCAUUAGAAAAGCACCAGGAUUCGGCCAUAAAGAAACUGCAAGAGCAGAAUGAUUUUCACCAGGCCGACAGAGCCAAAAUGGCGGAGGGGUUGACGCUGGCUCUGGACAAGAAGGACCAGGAAUGGAUGGAGAAGAUGGCUCUUAUGGAAAAGGAGAAGUCUGACUUAUCGUUAAGACUGAACGAGAUGAUGGAGCAAAGCUUGGCACUUUUCCAAAAGAGGGACGAUUUUGACGAGCUGGAAGGUUUUCAGCAACAGGAGCUUGCUAAAGUCAAACACAUGUUGCUGAGAAAGGAAGAACAGCUGAGUCAUCAUCGGCGGGACCUCCAGCAGAAGGUGGCAGAACUUCACGCGGCCAAGCAAAGGCUUUCUGAAAGUCGGGAACAACUUCAAGCCUUACGAACGCAGCAUGAAGAGAGCUCCACACUCAACACUGAGCUGGAAAUAGAACGAGAGGAACUGCUGCUGCUCAGAGAAAAGGCAGACAAGAAGAGCGCCGAGCUGGAGGAGCGAAACCGCAAGUUACGCUUGGUGGUCCAGCAGGGCUCCGAAGACUUGCAAAAGUCACAGAGUUUGGUGUCCUCCUUAGAGGGGUCCCUCCAGGAUCUACAGACGGAACACGACGCCCUGAAACUGCAACAAAAAAAGGCCGCUGUCACUGAGGAGGACAAGGAUCGCCUGUUAGGGGACCUUCAGAAGAAAGUCAGCUCCCUGGAGAGGAGGCUGCAAGGAAACCUGAGCCAGGACGAGCACCUUCUGGAGCUUCUUCAGGAGAAGUCCGGUCUGGAGGAAAGACUGGAAGAGGCCAGAAGAGAACUCCUUGAACUUCGCACGGAGCAUGCGGACACUGUCAGUUCCUUCAACGCACAGGGAUCCAGACUGACGUCCAGCAUUGCAGAGCUGCAGACACUUCUUCGACAUAAAGAUGAAUCCUCCAGGUCUUACCGAGAGAGAACAGACACACAAAUAGCAAACCUGGAGCAGCAGCUCCAAGAAAGUUGUGGUAGUCUAAAGAGUGCAGAGCAGCAGAUUGCAGAAGAAAAACAACUGGCGGAUAAACUGCAAGAAGAGUGGAGUGCAGACAGAGCCUUUUUGGAUCAGCAGUGGUGUUUGGUUCAGCAGCAGAGUAAAGAGAAGCUCGACCAGCUGGAGAAGAACGUCGCUGCUUUGCAGACAGAGAAACAUACAAUGCAAGAAACCAUGGCUGGCUUGGAAAGGCAAAGAGAGGAGGCAAAUGUGGCUCUGACGCAACAGAAGGAAGAGCUGGAUGAGUGCAAGGCGGCGUUGGAUGGCCAGCAGACGGUUAGCGCUGAAAUGGCUAAAGCUUUAGAGGAAAGCAGGCGACAGAGAGAGGAACUGCAAGCACAGGUUGGGGAGUUGACCAUAUCUCUGCAGCGCUCACAGGAGGAAUUGUCCGCGCUCGGUGACAAGCUGUUGUUGCGAGAGAAAGACAUCCCAAUUCUCCGUGAAGAGUUGCAGAGUCGCCAGGUGUCGCUGCUCCAGCUGCAGGAGGAAUUUGAGCAGCAGCGGAUCCAACGAGGGCAGAUGGAGCUGGACAAAGACUCCCAGCUUACUGUCCUGAGAGGGGAGCUACUCAGCCAGACUCAACAGCUCGACCGCUGUCAGGCUCGAAUCUCCUACUUGGAGGUGGAGGUGGAGACCCUGACGGAGCAGCUGCAAAGCCCCGCUGCGUGUGAGGAGGAUCACAAUGGCAGCUUGAUGAUGGAUGACCUCGACAAUGUUCACAAGGUCAACAGAGAGCUGGAGCAGCAGCUCAGCGACAAGACCAGGACUAUCAAACAACUGCAGCAGCGAAUGGCAGAAUUGAAGAGGACCUUGCAGAAAGAACUGAAGCUGAAGUCCGAGCCAGAAGACGACGCGAAGGAGAGGAGCCAAGAAAGCCGCGUUGAGAGAGAAGAGAGAGUUGGCGCAGACGCGCCCCGACACAGCCCGCCCACUUCCAACGCCACCGUCACCAACACCUCAGACCUCAACGACUCGCGGGAGAUCAACUUUGAGUACUUGAAGCACGUGGUGCUGAAGUUCAUGUCGUCCAGAGAGGCGGAGGCCUACCAGCUGGUACGAGCCGUGUCUGUGCUGCUCAACUUCACUCGCGAGGAGGAGGACAUGUUGAAGCAAACCAUCGAGUAUAAAAUGUCCUGGUUCGGAUCCAAGCCGUCUCCAAAGGGAACCAUCAGGCCCUCGGUCUCAGGCGCGUCCAGCCAGUGGAGCUGAAACAUGAAGAUCAUCUUCAGGUGUCCAACCUCUCAUCUUUGAACACUUGACAUAUUAUCCAACUCUAAUUCUUCCUUUCAAAUAACAUUUUUUUGAACAAUCAGUGCAAAUGUCCACCGUUGGCAUUUUUUGUGUCAGUACCUGACUUUUGAAGCUUUUCAUGAGCAGACUUCCUUUUUGUCAACGUUUAAGGACAGACUAUAUGACACCAAGGUGUUUGAAACCACAAACAGCAAAGGAAAUCCUCACAUCCUUUUGUCUGUGAGGCAACGCCUACAUUUUGCCACCCAAUCGAGGAAAAAAAAGGUAAAAAUGUUUGAAAUAUUUUAGCAUUAAAAAUACAAUUAAACUUUACUGAAACAUUCAACAAUAUAAUUGGGGAACUGCCGAUGCUGUUGAUUUCGGUAAGUUAUAUAAUUGUAAAUGUAUGUACAGUAUAUGUAUGUAAACAUUGUAAAAACUCAAUCAUCUGUAGGUUUUUAUGGUUCAAAACUGGCAGCUCAGUCGCAAUAACGUUACUGUAAAAUAUAGGGUGGAAAAUUACCAGUUUUUACAUAAAAAUAAUGGCGACUAAAAAAAUAACCCCUGUGCAUUUUUUCAUUGACCGUAAUUCGCUGUAAGAAAACAAAACAAAAAACCUACCAUGAAUUUUACAGUAAAAUUCUGGUGACCAAGCUGACUUUUUUUUUUUACUGUUAAAUUCAUGGGCGUUGUUUUGACAGUGUUUUACUCUAAAGGAAAAAUAGUACCAAUGUUUUUACAAUAAAAUUAUGUCAACUACAAAAAUAAUUAUUUGUUAAAAAAUUAAUUAAUUAAUAAAUUAAAAAAAAAAAAAUUUUUACGGUAAAAUUCUGGUGACUAAAAUGACAUUUUUCCUUAUUGUUAAAUAUAUAGUCGUUUUUAGCGAUGUACUGUAAAGGAAAAUAGUAACUUUUGUUUUUACAAUAAAAUUAUGGCAACUAAAAAAUAACCCCUGUACAUUUUUUCAUUUACAGUAAUUCGCUGUAAAAAAUAAAAAAAAGAUUUUACGGUAAAAUUCUGGUGACUAAGCUGACAUUUUUUCUUACUGUUAAAUAUAUAGUCGUUGUUUUUACUGUAAAGGAAAAAUAGUAGUUUUGUUUUUACAAUAAAAUGAUGGCAACUAAAAAAUAACCCCUGACAUUUUUUCAUUGACAGUAAUUCGCUGUAAAAAAAUUUAAUUAAAUCUACCUGUACUAUGAAUUUCAUGGUAAAAUUCUGGUGACUAAGAUGACAUUUUUUCUUACUGUUAAAUAUAUAGUCGUUGUUUUUAGCGUUUUACUUUAAAGGAAAAAUGGUACCUUUUUGUUUUUACAAUAAAAUUAUGGCAACCAAAAAAUAACCCACGGACAUUUUUUCAUUGACAAUAAUUCACAGUAAAAAACAAAACGAAAAAACUACCAUGAAUUUUACGGUAAAAUUCUGUUGACUAAGAUGACAUUUUUUCUUACUGUUAAAUAUAUAGUCGUUGUUUUUAGCGUUUUACUGUAAAGGAAAAAUAGUACUGUUUGUUUUUACAAUAAAAUUAUGGCAACUAAAAAAUAACCCCUGUACAUUUUUUCAUUUACAUUAAUUUGCUGUAAAAAAACAAAACAAAAAAACUACUAUGAAUUUUACGGUAAAAUGACAUUUUUUCUUUCUGUUAAAUAUAUGGUCAUUUUUUUCCAGUGUUUUACUGUAACGGAAAAAAUAGUACCAUUAUUUUUACAAUAAAAUUACGGCGACUAAAAAAUAACCCCUUUACAUUUGAUCCUUGACAGUAAUUCGCUGUAAAAAAACAACAACUCAAAAAACAAAAAAACUACCAUGAAUUUUACAGUAAAAUUCUGGUGACUAAAAUGAAAUUUUUCCUUAUUGUUAAAUAUGUAAUCGUUUUUAGCGAUUUUCUCUAAAGGAAAAAUAGUACAUUUUGGUUUUACAAUAAAAUUAUGGCAACUAAAAAAUAACCCCUAUACAUUUUUUUCAUUCGCUGUAAAAAAAAAAAAAAAAAGAUUUUACGGUAAAAUUCUGAUGAGUAAGCUGACAUUUUUUCUUACUGUUAAAUAUAUAGUCGUUGUUUCUACUGUAAAGGAAAAAUAGUAGUUUUGUUUUUACAAUAAAAUGAUGGCAACUAAAAAAUAACCCCUGACAUUUUUUCAUUGACAGUAAUUCGCUGUAAAAAAUUAAAUUAAAUCUACCGGUACUAUGAAUUUCAUGGUAAAAUUCUGGUGACUAAGAUCACAUUUUUUCUUACUGUUAAAUAUAUAGUCGUUGUUUUUAGCGUUUUACUUUAAAGGAAAAAUGGUACCUUUUUGUUUUUACAAUAAAACUAUGGCAACUAAAAAAUAACCCACGAACAUUUUUUCAUUGACAGUAAUUCACAGUAAAAAACUAAACAAAAAAACUACCAUGAAUUUUACAGUAAAAUUCUGUUGACUAAGAUGACAUUUUUUCUUACUGUUAAAUAUAUAGUCGUUGUUUUUAGCGUUUUACUGUAAAGGAAAAAUAGUACUGUUUGUUUUUACAAUAAAAUUAUGGCAACUAAAAAAUAACCCCUGUACAUUUUUUCAUUUACAUUAAUUUGCUGUAAAAAAACAAAACAAAAAAACUACUAUGAAUUUUACGGUAAAAUGACAUUUUUUCUUUCUGUUAAAUAUAUGGUCAUUUUUUUCCAGUGUUUUACUGUAACGGAAAAAAUAGUACCAUUAUUUUUACAAUAAAAUUACGGCGACUAAAAAAUAACCCCUGUACAUUUGAUCCUUGAAAGUAAUUCGCUGUAAAAAAACAACAACUCAAAAAACAAAAAAACUACCAUGAAUUUUACAGUAAAAUUCUGGUGACUAAAAUGAAAUUUUUCCUUAUUGUUAAAUAUGUAAUCGUUUUUAGCGAUUUUCUCUAAAGGAAAAAUAGUACAUUUUGGUUUUACAAUAAAAUUAUGGCAACUAAAAAAUAACCCCUAUACAUUUUUUUCAUUCGCUGUAAAAAAAAAAAAAAAAAGAUUUUACGGUAAAAUUCUGAUGAGUAAGCUGACAUUUUUUCUUACUGUUAAAUAUAUAGUCGUUGUUUCUACUGUAAAGGAAAAAUAGUAGUUUUGUUUUUACAAUAAAAUGAUGGCAACUAAAAAAUAACCCCUGACAUUUUUUCAUUGACAGUAAUUCGCUGUAAAAAAUUAAAUUAAAUCUACCGGUACUAUGAAUUUCAUGGUAAAAUUCUGGUGACUAAGAUCACAUUUUUUCUUACUGUUAAAUAUAUAGUCGUUGUUUUUAGCGUUUUACUUUAAAGGAAAAAUGGUACCUUUUUGUUUUUACAAUAAAAUUAUGGCAACUAAAAAAUAACCCACGAACAUUUUUUCAUUGACAGUAAUUCACAGUAAAAAACAAAACAAAAAAACUACCAUGAAUUUUACAGUAAAAUUCUGUUGACUAAGAUGACAUUUUUUCUUACUGUUAAAUAUAUAGUCGUUGUUUUUAGCGUUUUACUGUAAAGGAAAAAUAGUACUGUUUGUUUUUACAAAAAAAUUAUGGCAACUAAAAAAUAACCCCUGUACAUUUUUUUCAUUUACAGUAAUUUGCUGUAAAAAAACAAAACAAAAAAACUACUAUGAAUUUUACGGUAAAAUGACAUUUUUUCUUACUGUUUAAUAUAUGGUCAUUUUUUUCCAGUGUUUUACUGUAACGGAAAAAAUAGUACCAUUAUUUUUACAAUAAAAUUACGGCGACUAAAAAAUAACCCCUGUACAUUUGAUCCUUGACAAUAAUUCGCUGUAAAAAAAACAACUCAAAAAACAAAAAAACUACCAUGAAUUUUACAGUAAAAUUCUGGUGACUAAAAUGACAUUUUUCCUUAUUGUUAAAUAUAUAAUCGUUUUUAGCGAUUUACUGUAAAGGAAAAAUAGUACCUUUUGUUUUUACAAUAAAAUUAUGGCAACUAAAAAAUAACCUCUAUACAUUUUUUUCAUUCACUGUAAAAAAUAAAACAAAGAUUUUACAGUAAAAUUCUGGUGACUAAGCUGACAUUGUUUCUUACUGUUAAAUAUAUAGUCGUUGUUUUUACUGUAAAGGAAAAAUAGUACCUUUCUUUUUACAAUAAAAUGAUGGCAACUAAAAAAUAACCCAUGACAUUUUUUCAUUGACAGUAAUUCGCUGUAAAAAAAAAUAAAAAUAAAACCUACUAUGAAUUUCAUAGUAAAAUUCUGGUGACUAAGAUGACAUUUUUUCUUACUGUUAAAUAUAUAGUCGUUGUUUUUAGCGUUUUACUGUAAAGGAAAAAUAGUACCAUUAUUUUUACAAUAAAAUUACGGCGACUAAAAAAUAACCCUUGUACAUUUUAUACUUGACAGUAAUUUGCUGUAAAAAAAACCCCUCAAAAAACAAAAAAACUACCAUGAAUUUUACGGUAAAAUUCUGGUGACUAAAAUGACGUUUUUCCUUACUGUUAAAUAUAUAGUCGUUGUUUUUACUGUAAAGGAAAAAUAGUACCUUUUGUUUUUACAAUAAAAUGAUGGCAACCUAAAAAUAACCCCUGUACAUUUUUUCAUUGACAGUAAUUCGCAGUAAAAAAAAAUAAAUCUAUGAAUUUCAUGGUACAAUUCUGGUGACUAAGAUGACAUUUUUUCUUACUGUUAAAUAUAUAGUCAUUGUUUUUAGCGUUUUACUGUAAAGGAAAAAUAGUACCUUUGUUUUUACAAUUAAAUUAUGGCAACUAAAAAAUAACCCAUGAACAUUUUUUUAUUGACAGUAAUUCGCAGUAAAAAACUAAACAAAAAAAUUCUAUGAAUUUUACGGUAAAAUUCUGGUGACUAAAAUGAAAUUUUUUUCUUACUGUUAAAUAUAUAGUUGUUGUUUUUACUGUAAAGUAAAAAUAGUACCAUUGUUUUUACAAUAAAAUUAUGGUGACAGAGAAUCAACCAUUGUACAUUUUUCAGUUAAAAUAAUUCACUGUAAAAAAACAAAAAAAACGUAAUCUUUACAGUAAAAUUUGGGCAAAAAUACUUUUUUUUUUUUUACCGUUAAAUAUACGAUCGUUGAUUUUACAGUGUUUUACUGUUAAUGGAAUAAUUGUACCACUGUUAUUUUUAAGGUAAAAUUAUGGCAACUGAAAAUUAACCCUAGUACAUUUUUUCAUUUACUGUAUAAAAAAAACUACUGUGAAUUUUACGGUAGAAUUAUGGUGACUAACGUGACACUUAGUUUUUAUUGUAAAGUUGUUUUUUUUUACCAUAAAAUAUACAGUCGUUUUUACGGUGCAUCACUGUAAUGGGGGGGAAAAGUACCACCGUUAUUUUUUAAGUAAAAUUGUGGUGACUGAAAAUUAACCCUAGUACAUUUUUCCAUGUACAGUAAUUUACUGUAUUAAAAAAAACUACUGUGAAUUUUACAGUAAAAUUCUGGCGACUAAUGUGACUUUUUUUUUUUUUACUGUAUUUUUUAUAUAUUGUUUUGCCUUUAAAAUAUACGGCCAUUUUUUUUUUUUACUGUAUUUUUUUUUUUUUUUUUGCCAUAAAAUAUACGGCCAUUUUUUUUUUUUUUACUGUGUAUUGUUAAUGUAAACAUUUUUUUACCACAGUUAUUUUUACAGUACAAUUCUGGUGACUGAGCAUGAACUAGUACCUACUAAUUUCCAUUAAGAGUAGUUCGCUGUAAAAAAAAAAAAGCUACUUUGAAUUUUAUGCUAAAAUUCUGACGACUGAGCUGCCAGUUUUUUUUACUGUAAAAUCUGCCGAUGUUGUUUUUACAGUGUAUACCUGUGUAUAAUAUAUAUAUAAAUAUGUAUAUAAAGUAAAGAGAUAUAUGUACUGUAUGCUUGGAGAACUUUAUAACAUGAUUUGAUAUCCUGUUCAGUAUUUAUUACAUAAACCUGCUUCUCACUUAUUUUGUGUUCCUUCCUCUUUGUCAGUACAAGAAAAUAUUUUCACAUCAGCUGUGAAAUGUUAAUAUAUUUUACAGUAGUCAUUUUUUAUUAUCCUUUUUUUUAAUUAAAUGGGAAUCAAGGAAUAGUUUAUGCUUUUUUCUUUUCUUUUUUUUUUUACUGUAAAUCCUGCUAACUCAACUGAACAUUCACAACAUCGUCCCGGAUUACUCGUCCAAAAGUGUAAACAUUUUGAAUUUAUGUCUUCCUCCGGGUUGCAUGGCUGCAAAUUUACUUUGAAUACGCUCUUGUUGGAAAACAUGGCAGGGUUUGGCAACCUUGUUGUGGUCGUGUUGAUCACCGCAAUGGAUGUCAAAUCCAAUAAAGAAAAAGAUGACAUGGUUUUCAAGUGUUAUGUUGCUCUUUUGACAGUUGCUCUGGCUAGAUAGCGUCAAGUAACCAAAAAUAUGAGCUAAAAAAGCUAACUGUAAUAUGCUAACAAUAGCAUUCUUACAGUUUAUUUUUUAAUUAUUUUGUUAAA